UAUUGUAAACUAUAAAAAACAAAAUCUAAAUGAUAUGUGCCAGGAGUCUGGGCAUUAUAUUGCAUGUAUUUAAAAAGCGAACGCAUUCAUAUAGAAAGAAAGUAUUGCUGAUAUGCCUUGGAUGAUUACCUGUCUCAAUGUUCUUACCAAACCUUUGUUGAGAUACUGUUUGGCUGCAAGAAGAAGUUAGUAUUGCUACCUGGUAUUUUGCUAAAUCAAUCGUUCUCUAAAGUGAACGUCCCCGAGAAACUUAUGGCGCCCAGUAUGGAGCACCAAAAGCGAGAAGCAACACAAGAAAAACUAUUGAGGAUAUCGGCUAGCGUUUUAAAACCGCCUCGUAAAUUGGCUGGAGUUGUUCUAAUUACCAGUGGAUUACCAGCUCGGGGUAAAACCCAAAUUGCUCAUUCUCUGAUACGAAGACUUAAUUGGAAUGGCGAAUCCGCUAAAGUAACGCGCAUUAAUGAUUAUCACCGAAAAAAGUUGGAGCGAUGUGCAUUACACAAGCUUUUUCAAACGGAUCACGAUGCCAAUAUCGCACUUCGAACACAAACACAAUGGGAUGCAAUGUAUGAUUGUGCAUUGUCACUUGCAUCUGGAAAUAGUGUGGCUAUAUUGGAUGGUACAAUGAUAACUCAUGAACAACGUUCGGAGGCGUAUGAUUACUUCUCUACACAAAUGGGUUAUCGCGUCCUAUUUCUCGAAUGCGUCUGUGAAGAUGCUCAGAUUCUUGACUCUAAUUGUCGCGAAAUUCUGAGCCACAGUCUCGACUAUGCAGGUACGGAUGCUGUAAAAGCUGCGAAAGAUUUACGCAUUAAGAUCGAGCAUUUCGAAAAGAUCCAUCAACCUAUGGACGAGAAAAACUAUCCAAGGAUAAGAAUUAACACAGCCACAAUGGAAAUUACCGCUUACAAAGUUACUGGACAUAUCGAAACCAGCAUUCUUGGUUACUUAGCUAGUGUCUCUCUUAAACCACACACUCUUUAUUUCUCACGGCACGGCGAAAGUGAAUUUAACGUGCUUGGAAAAAUUGGCGGUGAUGCUGUGUUGAGUGCAAGGGGUGAACGUUACGCACAAGCUCUUUCUAGUAAGAUCAAUUCAAUGCAUAUACCUGAUCUUCGAGUAUUAACCAGUCGUCUUCGAAGAACAAUUGCCACGGCGCGUGAUAUCGAAGCACCUCAAGAACACGUUAUUGCGCUAAAUGAACUUUAUGCUGGGGUUUGUGAAGGAUUAUCAUACGAGGAAAUACAAAAGCAGUACCCUCAGGAGUUUGCAUCGCGAGAUCAGGACAAACUGCGUUACCGAUAUCCAUUGGGCGAGAGCUACGUUGAUACUAUGCAGCGUGUCGAACAAGUUAUUGUUGAUCUUCAGCACACUCAUAACGUUCUAGUUGUUGCUCAUCAGGCAAUUUUACGCUGCAUAAUAGGCUUCUUUCUCGAUAAAACUCCUGAAGAGCUUCCCUACAUGGAGGUUCCUUUACACACCAUUAUAUGCGUUAGCAGUCAAGGAUUCAAUUACAAACUCGAAUUUAUUAAACUGGGUAUCGAGUGCGUAAAUACAACACGUACCAAACCGCAAAAUUGCAGCUCUACGAGAACAAGCGAUGAUGCUCUCAUUACAGUACCAGCUCACUAUGACAUUUCCGAUCCUUGGAGAAAUCUUGGUAGCUGUCCAACAUUGGUACAGCAAUACUGAAUAUCAAUUGAGGGGACAUACGCGCAUGACAAAACAAUUCUACCAAUCUCUGAAUACCAUUCUAUGUACAAAAAUGUUACUGUUUUCGGAUUUUAUAAUCUAAUACUUGGAUCCGUUAUCGCCUUUACGGCAUUAUUUUCUUUAUUAUUCACC
Messenger RNA from Ceratosolen solmsi marchali, 1845 nucleotides. RefSeq names its product 6-phosphofructo-2-kinase/fructose-2,6-bisphosphatase. Bases 253 to 1692 code for a protein of 479 amino acids. The record is from RefSeq and is a predicted model, not a curated record. NCBI's taxonomy places the organism in Eukaryota, Metazoa, Arthropoda, Insecta, Hymenoptera, Agaonidae. Gene Ontology annotation, molecular function: 6-phosphofructo-2-kinase activity; fructose-2,6-bisphosphate 2-phosphatase activity; ATP binding. Gene Ontology annotation, biological process: fructose 2,6-bisphosphate metabolic process; fructose metabolic process. The transcript has 6 exons. Gene Ontology annotation, cellular component: cytosol.